AUGGCGAGCUUCGCACUUACCAUUUUAGGAGCCUCAGGAGGCCCUCUCGACGGUGGUAAUCAGGGCGUUCUUCUUUCAGAACCUGGGAGUUUCCCAGGCAAAAGUUACAUAUGCAUAGAUGCAGGAUCAGGCCUGCGACAGAUAGCGAGGAUGUUGGUCAACCGAAAAGGAAACACCGCAGCGGGCGAAAGUUGCUGGAACGACCCGGUAGAGAGUUUUUACGAAAGGCUCGAGGAGCCCCUGUACAACUUUAUCGAUCCUGGAUCAAAUAUAGUCCGUGGUUUGGGCCCGCACGAUACAUUGCAAUCUAAUGAAACGGUAAUGAAUGGAGCACUGCGCAUCUUCAACAACAUGAAAGAGUACUAUAUCACACAUCCUCAUUUGGAUCAUAUCGCUGCAUUGGUCAUAAAUUCGCCCGCAUGUUUCGCUACAGAGAAAGUUCUUUGGGGGCUACGCACAACUACAGAGGCUUUAACAAAACAUGUCUUCAAUGAUGUUCUGUGGCCCAACCUGUUUGCUCAAAACAAAAUGCGCCUACAGCUAAACACACUAGACGAGUAUCAAUCGCACGAGGUGAGAUCCAUACCCAAUUGGAUCAUUACUCCACUGCGUGUCAGCCACGGAACAACGGUGGAAAGCCAGCUUCCGUGUUCAAGCACGAUUUACCUGGUCCGGAAUAAAACUACGAACAACGCAGUUGCCAUUUGCGGUGAUUUAGAGUCUGAUGUUAUUUCCCGCAAACGAUGGGUGGCUAACGCUUGGAAAUAUAUCUGCACAACCGUAACUUUGCAGCAGCUAAAAUGCAUUCUAAUCGAGUGUUCGUGCUCUAACGCGACCAAGGACGAGCAUCUCUACGGGCAUCUUUCUCCAAACUACCUGAUACACGAGCUGAAACAGUUAAGCAGGGCUUAUGGAAAUAAACCGCUGGACGGCCUUCAAGUCAUUAUAAUGCAUGUGAAGAUGUCCGCGGGCAUGCGAGAUCCACGCCUGGUCAUUUUACAAGAAAUAAGGGAGCUGGCUGCGGCUCAGGAGCUGGGCGAUGUGCGCUUUUCCAUUGCUGUACAGGGGUACACAUUUGUAUUAUAA
Molecule: messenger RNA, 1086 nt
Organism: Lachancea sp. 'fantastica'
Lineage: Eukaryota; Fungi; Ascomycota; Saccharomycetes; Saccharomycetales; Saccharomycetaceae
Source: the annotation of a GenBank genome assembly